Molecule: messenger RNA, 348 nt
Organism: Eufriesea mexicana
Lineage: Eukaryota; Metazoa; Arthropoda; Insecta; Hymenoptera; Apidae
Exons: 3
Coding region: 49-348 (99 amino acids)
Source: RefSeq, a predicted model, not a curated record
ACUAGAUCUUGUGGACCGAGUAGUCAAGUGUUGAAGAGAAUCUUUAAUAUGAACCUAGUAAUUAUACUUAUGGUCGUGGUUGGAUUGUCUGUGGCUGUGCCACAGUACUAUAUUCCCUCAGGAUUUGUAUAUCAACAUCCGGCGAAUAUAUUGAAUUCGGCGUUAGAAGACACUUUACCAAAUGAAUUACGAAACGACUUUUAUAAAAACCCACAAAUCGCCGCUAAACUCGCAAAAGAAUCAUGGAUUUUUAAUAAGGAAAUGCAGGUAAUCGAUCGUGAAACAGAUAAAAUCCCACGGGAAAAAGUAUAUGAUGUCCUACAUAAUGCAGGCUUCGUACGUAAAUAA